AUGCACGUCCCCGACAUCACUUCAAGCAUAGAAGUUGAUCCUGCGCACCUGAAUGUUCGCUGGACUGAUGGCGCCAUGAUUAUCGAUGGGACGUAUGCUCAGAACAACGAAGACAAGACCAAGAAUACGGCCAUUUGUAUCAAAACAUACCCAAUUAGUGCAAAUCAAUCUCGGGAACAGGUCGCUGCAUCGUUGUCUCGGGUACAACGGGAAGCCGAGAUAUGGAUGGAUAGCAAUCAUCCAAAUAUCAUUCCAUGCUUCGGCAUGUCUGAGAUUACUGAUGAGACCGUUGAUCCUCAGCCAGCACUGGUUUUUCUGCGUUGCCCCAAUGGUUCUAUUGUAAGAUAUCUACCGUCACAUGCAGAUGCAGAUGUCCACACGUUGGUUGUUGGCUUAGCUCGAGGCCUCCAUUACCUGCAUGAAAAAGGUAUUGUUCAUGGUAAUCUGCGUCCUCAUAAUGUCAUGGUACUCGACAACGGCGAAGCUGCAUUGAGCGACUUCUGCCGCUCGAAGUUCGGGGGGCAUCGCGGGCAGACCACUAGGAGCCCUGCAGAUGCCAGGUUCUCGGCUCCGGAAUUACAACAAUCUGGCAGUGCGAAGCCCACGAAAGAGGCGGACAUCUAUUCAUUUGGCCUCAUCGCUCUUUUCGUAAGCAUCAGGACAAGAGUCCGACAGCAAUGCACUGACACUAUUCAGAUAUAUGCAAGGCAACUUCCACUUUCAGACCACCCUGGGGCUCUGGCCAGGAGUGAGCCGCGUCUUGAGGACUACUCUACAAUCCCCAAGUGUAAAUGGGAUAUCAUUUCUCCGUGUUGGCAACACUCUCCAGAGGCUCGCCCAGCUAUGGCAGAAGUGCUUGCGCAGUUGUUGGAGUGA
This is a messenger RNA of Pleurotus ostreatus (oyster mushroom), 876 nucleotides long. RefSeq lists its product as uncharacterized. NCBI's taxonomy places the organism in Eukaryota, Fungi, Basidiomycota, Agaricomycetes, Agaricales, Pleurotaceae. The record is from RefSeq and is a predicted model, not a curated record. The coding region runs from base 1 to 876 and encodes 291 amino acids. The transcript is spliced from 5 exons. Gene Ontology annotation, molecular function: ATP binding; protein kinase activity. Gene Ontology annotation, biological process: protein phosphorylation.